CAACCCAAUCCCAAAGAAGAACCCCCCUAGCAAAAGUAACGUUUACCGCAAAUGACUUUUAUUUUGAUGAAACAUUAUCUAUGACCAGGGGAAGUAAUUACAUCACACGCUCGUCGACCCAAAAAUAUUUUGAGUCACACACAUUUUCAUAAACAUCGUGCUUUUGAAGUUGAAUGCUGUGGUAUUUUGAUAUCCCUUAAAUGUAGAAAUUGCCUUUUGACGACGAGGAAAGACAACAAAAAGUCUACAGCGAUGGCUGCAACAGUUGAUUUCAGGACCCACGUUGAUGCGUCAUGCAGGUAUUCAGAGGAGUUUACCAACAUAUAUUAUGACUGCAUGGACAAGAAAAGAAGGAACUUGAUGCGGCUCUACCUGGACAAAGCGACCCUGGUUUGGAACGGGAAUGCUGUGUCAGGGCAGGCUGCUCUCGGAGAGUUCUUUGAGUCACUUCCCUCCAGCGAGUUCAGUAUCCAGACUCUGGACUGUCAGCCAGUGCACGAACAGGCAACCCAGGGCCAGACCACGCUGCUGGUGGUGACGGCAGGACAGGUGAAGUUUGACGGUCAAAAGCAGCGCUACUUCAAUCAGAACUUCCUCCUCACAGCCCAGUCCUCACCCACCAGUGACCAGCCUGUCUGGAAGAUUGCCAGUGACUGUUUCCGCUUCCAGGACUGGAAUAGCUGAGGGCUACUUUAAUCUACUUUCAGGGUCGUAUUCAUUUGGGCACACAAUAGCAAAACAAAUUUCAACGGGCUACAAUGACAAGUUUGACGAGUACAACCCUGCUUUAAGAUUUAGUUGGUAAAUCUGCUACAGCCCACUUUCUUCAAAGUUAUUGUAUGUUAAUGAAGGUACUCUUGUAAUAAAAAUAAAGACUUAAGCACAAAGUAGUCAAAUACAAAACAUUUUUAUUCACCACAAUGUCCUUUAAAGCAUGUGACCCCCAGAACUGAAUAAGUAACCAUUUUUCACACAGUAGUUAGAGAAAGAAAAUGGACUCCUAAAUGUUAAUUAGGCCUUUUUGUUAUGAGGAUACUAAUAUUUUCACAUUGCUUUGAGUAUUCAGGUAAAAAUAGUCUAUCCUCCUGGCCAAAUAAUCUAUUAAAUAGCUGCUAUUUUAAGUUUCCUGAGUGACGUUUGGUGCGACAAAAGCAAAACAAUACAACAUUUUUGGGAAAAAACGAAUUGUUAAAGUCAAUGCUUAUUUAGUCUUAAAAUAUACCUUGGCUUUUCUAAAGCAAUGGAUGGCUAACAUGCUUCUAAAUAAAUAUAACCAAACUUGAACAGACACUGGGAAGUGAGAGCAGGGAAAGGCACAGUAAUGUCAAUACUGCCAUCUUACCACUAGAGGGCAGUACAACUGUCUCAACUACAUAACAUGAGAAAUAGAUGGACUGAGGAACAAAGUAUUUACAGAACACACAGCGAGAAAUACAUCCGUUACAAAACGGGUACAAAGAGCUUAGGCUGGAAUGGCAGGUAAGCGUUGACUGUUUCCCUUUCCGCAAUGUUCCAUUUGUUUGUCGGUGAAAGUAGUGGAGUUUUCUAUAAACACAUUUCUAUAAAUGCUGGAUCAGCUUCAAGUUUGAUUUCCCAAUAAAUAAUUUACCAUCUACA
Molecule: messenger RNA, 1617 nt
Organism: Salmo salar (Atlantic salmon)
Lineage: Eukaryota; Metazoa; Chordata; Actinopteri; Salmoniformes; Salmonidae
Gene: nxt2
Product: nuclear transport factor 2-like export factor 2
Biological process (GO): nucleocytoplasmic transport
Source: RefSeq, a predicted model, not a curated record